Messenger RNA from Caenorhabditis bovis, 1254 nucleotides. The record is from the annotation of a GenBank genome assembly. NCBI's taxonomy places the organism in Eukaryota, Metazoa, Nematoda, Chromadorea, Rhabditida, Rhabditidae.
AUGUUGUGCACGAUUUGCGGCUCGCCGAACGCCGCCAAUUAUCAUUUCGGCGCGCGUUCAUGCAAGGCGUGCGCCGCAUUUUUUCGCCGCAGCGUCACCAUGCGCCAAACCUAUGAUUGCAUUGGCGAUGGGCGCAAUCCUUGCGUUAUUCAUCAUUCGUUACGUUUUAAUUGCCGAUUUUGUCGCCUGAAAAAAUGCUAUUUAUUCGGCAUGAUCGAGCAAUUGGUUCAAGGAAAACGGGAUGUCCGCAACUCGCCAUAUUCAAAAGAUCGUAAAGAGCCAAAAAUUGCGAAUGGAAUAAUGACCAUAAAUGAGCUCAAAAAGCUCAUAAGCCUUGAUAAUUUGGCAAGUGUGAAAUUAGAAAAGCCUGAGGCGACGAAUCAAUUUCGAGCCGACUCGCCGUCAACUUCAGGCUACCAAUUCAGCAUCGAUGAUGAGGAAUCGGCUUAUAAUCUCGCCGAGUUCUACAUUCAGCAGACAUGUUCUUUGAAUUUGCGACGACGUCUCGCUUAUACGAGCAAAUUCUUCACAUCGAUAUUCAAUGAAACGUGCCAUUGUCCUUAUGAUCGAGACGAUCUCGUUCAAUUCAGUCAUCGCGACUAUCGCCAAAAAUGCAAAGCCGAUUACAUAAUGAUAUUGGAAUAUAUUCGAGCGUUUCCCGAUUUUCGCAAGCUGACGGAUUCCGAAAAAACGGUGCUGUUUCGGACGGCGUGCGCCGUCGAUUUCCUCGUCGAUCCCGCAUUCUAUACAGCAAACAUUUUUGGCGAUUCCGAUGAGGCGAUGGUGACGCCCAACGGCGAAUACAUUCCGAUGAAUCCGCUACCGAUGCCUGAAAAUGAGGAAAACGAUGAGAAAUUCACGUCAAAAGAGGAUUAUUUGAAGUAUAAAUUCCUCGUCACAAUGAAGCGCCGCCAAUGGCUCAACGUGCUCAAGCCGAUCAAUCAGCUGAAGCUCACUUUCAGCGAAUUCUGCCUGUUCAAAGCGCUAGUUAUAUGGCACCACAAUUAUUACAAAAUGCAGGAAAAUGGAAAAACGAUUUGCGAGAAACAACGAGAAGCGAUUAUCCGAAGUUUGAUGAUCAUUUGUCGCGAUGAAGGUCAUGAAGCGCCACAUGAGCGAAUUGGGCAGAUUAUUCUAACAAUCUCAUUUAUUAUGAUUGAAAUUCAUGAAAUGGUCACCUCAUAUAUCCAAAUGACAUUUUUAAAUCUUGUCGAUGAGCCGAUUCUGAUCGAAAUGCUCAAAUUUCAAUAUUAA